Molecule: messenger RNA, 3379 nt
Organism: Anopheles darlingi
Lineage: Eukaryota; Metazoa; Arthropoda; Insecta; Diptera; Culicidae
Gene: Cipc
Exons: 4
Coding region: 901-1872 (323 amino acids)
Biological process (GO): negative regulation of circadian rhythm; negative regulation of DNA-templated transcription
Source: RefSeq, a predicted model, not a curated record
CUUCAGCCAGCGCGUGUUGUCCGGCCGUCGUAAAAACGGGUUAAUUUGUUGUGUCCAACAUACGUUCCGUUGAUCGGGGAGGGCUCGUCAAGGUGUGUUCGGUGGUUCUCUGUACCAAGAAUUCCCAACAGUGCAGUUACAGUUACGCAUUCAUUCAACCGCAUUCCGGACGUCAAGAGGGUUGAGUUUCGAAAAGUUUUCUGGCCUUGUGUUUAGCGCGUGACAACCCCUUUUUCUAUGCUGCAAGUGGUGGUGCCGCGACUGUUGAUAUUGUUCCGUGGGUACGCACGACAGUUUCUGUGUGUUUGUGUGUGUUUGGGUUCUGUUUGCUUCGGAUCUUUGUUUGUCCGCUCCUCCGGCAAGCCAAAAACUCGGUUGCAACAAGCGAGUGGCGACGGCUGUUCCCCCCAACAAAAAAAAAAGGUCGCGCUUCCUCCCACUUCCCAAAAGUGCGUGGUGCCGACUGGCGUCGUGCGUGUGUGCGUGUGUUAACGUUAAACGUGUGAACGAAAAGUGACAAAGAAGAUUGCCGAAAAGCAAGGGGUUUAUUGCCGCCAGUGAAAAGCCGGAGAUAAAAUAGGCAGUUGCGGCCAUUUUUACCAACAACCGUCGCCAUCCGGGUUUGCCUUUUGGUGGAAUCUUCGCGGUGCUACGGUACUACACAAUCGACGGCUUUGUCGUGUGCAUAUCGACGUGCCGUCUGAGCAAACAAUCUAGCAGGCGGGUUAGAAAAAAAACCCUUCGAACCACUACGCUACAGACAAACGGAAGUAAUUGCUGGCCGCAGGUGGUUAUUCCUUUACGAAGCAGCUGCUUUCGAGCGAAAAGACAAUCCCGUUAGCAGACCUCGUCUUCAAGUUCAUCGAGCUCUCUUCCAACACCAACUUCGUUACCAUAGUGAUGUCUUCUGGUAAGGCGACGACAGCUCCAACCGAGCAGCCGGCGACGGUCGACGAUCUCCAAAUGCCGUCACCGGCGCGUAGCGAUUCACCGUUGUCACCGAGACCGGCAGGCGGUGGCGGCAUACCACCGGUCGCCAACUUCUCCGUGAUAAACUACGUCGGUAAAAGUCAGAAGCAAUCUGCAGUUUGUAGGCUGUCUGGACGAAGCAGGACGGCACCGUACGGGAAGAGCAGUCCCCGGCCGUGCGUCAUCAGUGGGCCCGAGCCGCAAAUUGAUGAAACGACAAGCUCAUCGUCGACAUCGUCCAGCAGCGAGUUCAGCUGCGGAAGUAGUACCAGUAUCAGUAACAAUGGCAGCACCGUCAGUAAUAGCAACAGCAGUAGCAGCAGUUGCAGUGGUGCAAACAUCCACUGUAGCACCAGCUCAGAGCCGAGCGAUCCGAUGGACAGUAUCGAUUCGAUGGAAGAUGGUAGCAGCAGCAGCAUGGUUGGCCACCGGGUGCGGAGUCGACGAUCGAUGAGCGUAUCGUCGAGCGGCUGUUCCAGUUCGAUGGACGAUCGAAAUUGUGAUUUCUCACCGUUGGGAAGCAUCGUUAGCUGCCAAUGCAAUUCGUACAGUAUGUCUGAUUUUGAUGACGAUGGUUUCCGUGAGGAUAGCAGCGUUUCGACCGCGUACGCAGUAAUGUCCGCUUCACGGUCGUACCAGUCGCACCAUCCGCUGCAUCAUAACCAUCAGAAUGUACCGCAUCAUCCGAACAAUCACAAGGGUCUGUUCGAUAUAGCGCUGAAGACGGUACGAUUGAUUCGGCGUAAUCAGGAGCUGCAGCUACGCUUGUCCCAGUUGCAGGAGGAAACGAAUGCCUUCAUCGAAUCGGUAAUGGCCAAUCCGGAGAACGAGACGCUACGCAGCCAGUUCUAUGGACCACAGAGUAAACAGAGGAUAACAGCUCCAUUGACGGUACAAAAGUGAACAGCCAUACUACACCCGCCUAUCCUGCGGGAUCAUCGUCAUAGAGAAUAGACUGCAGAGAAAAAAGGCUUCUUCAGAAAUGAAUCGGGGUUGAUUUGAAGGAGAUUCAAUCAAACGCAUCAAAUGUGUAAAGCGCUACAAAUGAAGAAGAAGCUAUGGACACACACUCUCUCUUUCUACCUUCCCUCUGAUUCACCGGUUGCCAUCUAUAUGCACGUAACGUUGUUCAGAUUCUGGCAACAUCUCACCAUCAACAUACUCAGUGGACGACAGGCACAUCCUCGGUGUCAGUGGUUCUAUUUCGGUGAUUCGAUUGACACUGACGCUAUCGCUGGCCACUCUAUGUUCUAUUUAUUAUCCAUCAUAUUUACGACACAUAAAAGAUGUACAGCGUAGUCGAAGUAGUGCAGUCAAAGCAUACACAUAGUCCGGAAUCGCGGGAAACAAGACACCAGACACUGCUAGCGUAGCGCUAACGCGUAUCAAACUUCCCAUUAUCAGUAGCAUUAGGUAGAAACAGAAACUCUUUUCUAUAAGCAAUCAUACUACAGUCUGUUGUGAGAUCAAAGCGUAAUAUUGUGAAGGCUUUUGCUGGAUUUUGAUGCAUUUUGGGGAUAUGAAAUGAAUGUAAAUGUGGUAGAUGAUAGUGUUUGCGAAAACAAGAUACGUUAGAACGGUAGGAAGGAUAGUGUAGGCACUUAACACGAGCUCAAUGUUGUUCCAAUUGCUUGGCUCUUUACUGUCUGCUUCCAGUGUUUAUCAAAAUCGAUCCAAUCGAUUCAACAAGUGAUAGCGUCAAAAGCAACUCUCCGAUAGCUGUGCAUAACUUUUACGGAGUGUAUAAAUCGGGGUGGUAAUUAACUAUCUGGCAGCUUUCUUUUGCUUUGUCAUCAACCUUUGUUUCUCAAAAUUUCAAGAUAAGCUGUUUCGUUCGCUAUUAGCACGCUCGUAAUUGUGGAAAUUAAAUAAUAUUUUUCGUAGCUGCAGAGUCGUCACUUUCUACAAAAGAUUAUUGUUGCGCACAUAAUUUGUUUUUGUGUUGUAAUACUUCCGUAAUUAUAAAAAAAAGAGCUGCAAUAAGAACUAGUGUUGAACCAGUUAAACAAUAUCCCAGUAAUUUUGAAAACCAGCAACAACAUUGAAAAUUAUUCUAAAGAAGGAUAGCGAUAGUGAAUAAAAAUGAAGCAAAUAAUGGAAUCAUUAUGCUGUAAUAGUAGGUAACAGAUAAGGGAGGACGUUAGGUAAGAAAAAAGCUUCUGUGAAGAUGGGCGCAGAUUUAUCUCAAUCAUACGUAUAAGAGAGUUGACAGUAAAUAACAAGUUUUGCUGGCAAAUUACACUAAUCGUGUAACUAACAAUCGAUUGCCAUUCUUCAUCGUUCGAAGGGAAAGGUAGAUGCAAAAAAGAACAUCCAAGUGGUAUUUAUAUUUAAAUAACUUUAGUGAAGCGCUGGAAGGUGAUUAACACGGAAAUAAAUCGAAUGGUAUCCUUUUCCAUUCGUCAUCGAA